AUGGUCUGUCAGAAUCCGAACUGCAUGUAUCUACAUGAACCUGGUGAAGAAGCAGACAGUUUUACAAAGGAAGAUUUGGCUUCUGUUAAAUAUCAUCUCAAAGAACAUGCAAGUACCACCGAACCACAUAAGCUCCAUCAAUUGGGAAGGCCACCCUCAUCCGGACCACCUAAUAGUGUAUUUCCACCACAUGCUAAUCCACCGUCGCAUCCCACAACUUCACAUCCCACAACUUCACAUACCGUACCACCAUCACAUCCCACAACUUCACAUACCGUAACCUCAAAUUCUAAAAAGAAUGCUGAUGCUCCUCCUUCACACCGGACGCACGGAUCGGAAACUGACAAAGGAAGUAAUGACGAAAGAGAAGAAGCUUCGGCCCUACCUCCGACAGCUUCUUGGGCUAAUAAACCACCAAGCACGGAGACAACGCCCAUAUUACAUAAUCAACAAUUAUCUCUAUCGCAAUCUUCAUUUUCACAAAUAACACAAUCUUCACAAAAUACAACCUUAAGUAAUUCACAUUCGCAGCAAUCAUCACCACCACCGUUGCAACCUUCAGUAAUUCAAGAACAAAAAUCAAAACGUUUGGUCUCUACAGAUGCACAACCGCUGGGCACAAAAGCGAUUAAAAAAACCGAUUUAUCACCAAUGCCCGCUUCAAUUCCAAACAGCAAUGAUAUAGAGCAAAAUGCGGAAAGGGAACAACCGCAACAAUUAACUGUCGAAUCCAAUAAAGAAAAAUCCGCAGAUAAAAAGGGUCUACCAGAACCUCAUUCACAACAGUUGAAUGAUAAAUCGUCGCCACAUUCAAUCAAACAGUCGGAUAUAACUGCCGAUUUCGAUCAAACAUUGUCUGCGCUUAGCGAUGGAUCCUUUUCUUUCUCCUUUAAUGCACCAUUAUUGAACAAUUCAGUUCUUCCUGAAGAAAAGCACAAGAAAAUUUCAGUUGUUCCGGACAACGGUAUAGUUGGUGCUUCGCGUGUAGUAUCUCCGCCGCCAGGUGUCGGUUUCCCUAUGUCGGACAUUUCUAAAUCGGCUUCCGAAUUUGUUCAACAACCUAUCUCAUACACUGGUCCAUUCAACCCAUUUGCAUCUGAUGAUGAUAAAUUUGAUCCUUUUACCACAGAAAAUCAGCAUUUGAGUGUUCUCGGUGUUCCUUCCCUUGGAAACAGUAGCAUACCAGAAAUUUAUUCGAAUGAAAGUGGAAUAAAUUCACAAGCGAUUUCAAAUUCCGUCAAAUCACGCAAUUCGUCUAGAUUCGGUUUUGCUCAGGAAGAUGGUAAUUUCUCUCCUUUACGCUUAAGCGAUCCUUUGGCCACAAAAGAUUUACAAGAAGGAUUUCGAGCACUAUUUCCUAAUGUCAAUAUAAGUUUUGGACCGAGUGAUGUGCAUCAAGAAGCCAUGUGGAAUACAUCAAAUGAUUCUUCCACUUUUGCGCCACUGCGUCGUACUUUACCCCCGGGUGUUCCUAUUUCUGGUAUUAAUCAAGCUCAAUCACUCCUUAACGCAAACUCUUCUACAGGUUUGGACCACAAUUACCAUCAAAAUAUAUUAAUGCAACAUCAGCAAUUGAAUGGAAAUAAUGUUACUACGUCAAUAAAAUCACCGCCUCCGGGAAUUUAUACUCAAACUCCUCGAGUUGAUUAUGGAAUAACCGGUUGGAACCCACAAAACGCUCCUUGGGAUAUUGAUGAAGAAUAUGUAUCACGACAGCCCACCCAUCCACCUUCACACCAAAGUCAGCCAUUUAUACCAGGCAUAACGCGGCAAUCCAGAGACGAUGCUCAGGAUUUCUUUGGAGCUUUCCUAAAAGCAGCAUCGGUUAACUCAAAUGCUCAUGAAGACUUACCUAACGAAGAUCCGGCUAUAAUGUCUGUUCGAAUAUCUCAAGCUGAUAAUGCAUACAGGGCACCAGGUGCACCAGUUAUGCCACAACAGCAAUUUCAACCAAUGCAAAAUGUAGGGAGCCAUCGUUUAAGUGUUUUUGAGCGGGUAGCAAGAACGGGUGACGAACAAAUUAGUAGUGGGUUCGGUGUAGGAAUCGGAUUGGGUAGUGUGGAUGCAGGCAUAAAUGAAGAGCCAAAAGAAAUACAAACAUCCGCUCUUUCGGAACGAAUCAAUGAAAUUGGAAAGGAAACAGAUCAGACCGUCAGCGUGGUGGUAGCUCCUGACAAAGAUGCCGUAUGUAAAAGGAAAAAUGAGGAAAUUGGUGAUUCUUCGAACACCAAUCACGCUUUAAUGCUCGCGCCCGCAAAGGAUAUUAAUAUAAAAUCAAAUAGCAGAGAUAAUUCCCAAAAAAUUAAAUCCGUCAACAUUCCGUCCAGGCAACCUCUAAAUAGAAACAUCGCAAAGAAGUCGGUUCCUAUGGGUCCGGAUUCUAUGCCAUCUAUUACACCUCGUCCAAAAUGUAAGCGUAGACAGUCAAAGAAGCAAGCUAAUUCUAACGGCAAACAUCCUUUCACAAAUAAUACGAAAUAUAAAGAUGUUCAAAAAAACGACGACAAUGUGUCUCUUAUAAGUAGGUUGAGAAAAGAUAGCAUCAAAACCUCUAAUGGUGCAUCACAAAGGACGGUCGGAGACAUUACUAAUGCAGAGGAAUGUCUAAAUGAACUUGGAAGUGAGAAGGAAGAUUUAUCUACGAACGAAACUGAAUCUCUAUCCACUGAUAAAAAGGCAGGAAUUCCAUCCGACUUUAAUGAUGAAGACCCAAAUGAUUAUUCGACCUUUAGUCCUGCGACUGGAACUUCCUCAGACCUACAAACACCUACCUCUGAAUUUUUAUUUGCAGAUCUACUUUCCAAAGACUUUAACUUCAGCACAUCUCCUAUCUUCAAUUUAUCAACUUCUUUAUCCUCUUCCCUAUUUAGUUUUUCAAACAAUAAUUCCUCGGAUUUCCUGAAUUUGAACGGUGUUACAAAUUUUUGGAAUAAUUCUUUUAAUACCAACAAUUUUAGCAAUACUGAGAAUGGUUCAAACGAUGUUCGUAUAAAAGAUCUUGAACGACAGUUAGCAAAUGCCAAGCGUGAGGAAAAGAUAUUAGAACAUCGUUUGAGGGACAUGGUGAAAAAAAAUACAUCCCUCUUACGAGAUAUGUGGAA
Molecule: messenger RNA, 3101 nt
Organism: Acaulospora colombiana
Lineage: Eukaryota; Fungi; Glomeromycota; Glomeromycetes; Diversisporales; Acaulosporaceae
Source: the annotation of a GenBank genome assembly